GAUCCAACCAGUUACAAGUUCGAUCGUAGAGAGGCAAAUGAACUCUAUUAUAUUCAAGAUUUCUUUCUUGGAACUCCACCACAAGAAUUACAUCAAAUUCUCAUUGACACUGGUUCAUCUGAUUUGAUCGUAUUUCAAUCAGACUUCAAUCACGAAAAAUCAACAUCAUUCAUCAACAUCACAAAUGAAUUCACUGGAUUAUAUGGUUCUAUUGAUUUAUUUGAAAUGGCCGAAACUAAAGACAUAGUGGCAUCACCACUGAAUGGAUUAAUUUUACAAAAUAAGACUUUUGGAUUGGCUGACGUUGGUGUUUUACUGGAGAAGUUUGAUGCUGAAAAUGGCAUAUUGGGACUGGUUAUACUAGAACUGAAUUUGUCAGACCAAUUUAUAAUAAUUUCACUUAUUUGUUGAAGGAGCAAGGCAAGAUUAAGAGAAUAUUGUUUGCCAUCAAUGGUCAACCCAAUGCACCUCCGUCGAUUAUCUUUGGUGGUUUACAUGCAGGGGUAUAUGAAGAGCUAUUUACAAGAAUACCAUUAUUGCCAAGACUGGGAACAAUUGAAGAUUUUUACGUACCAAUGAUAACUGUUAACCAACUUAAGUUGGGAGAUACGGUUGUUUCCAAACAACUUUGUGCAUUUACAAUUGAUAUUAGUGCUGAUGUAUUUAUGCCUCCAACACUGGUAUAGGUUACUUUGCUAGCUGCAAUUGGAACUGAUAGACUUGAAGAUAACGAUGAAGGUCACAUUUAUUUCAACAUUGAUAGUUUUGAGGGUAGAUUAAUAGCACUUGAUGUUCAAGGAUUACAGUCUAACAUCAAGUUGACUGAUUUGAUUCAAGAUGAAAAAGUAGUUGAUGGAGUCACUUAUGUUGCUAUUCCACGAUAUUCUGUAUAUAUUGGCAUAAAUGCUGAUGCUGGUACAUUACCUGGUUUAUUGCUUAAGCAAUGGUGUAUGGUUUGGAAGUACGAUAAUCAUCAAAUGCAUCUUGCCAAAUACAAACCUGUGGGUGAGCAAGUCGAAGCAAUUAUUGAAGUGUUGAAUGGGUAUGAGUUACCAGUUGCUACACAAGAUGCACCAAAACCUAUGAACACGUAUACUGAAGUUUACCUAGCAGAUUUGGAAACCACUAUAGCCGUUGCAAAGACUACUCAGGUGACAAGUUCGGAGCUAGAGAGUAUAAAGGAAAAUGAGUUCCAACUGUAG
This is a messenger RNA of Lodderomyces parapsilosis, 1202 nucleotides long. Lineage: Eukaryota; Fungi; Ascomycota; Pichiomycetes; Serinales; Debaryomycetaceae. The record is from the annotation of a RefSeq genome assembly.